This is a messenger RNA of Strongylocentrotus purpuratus (purple sea urchin), 3895 nucleotides long. Its product is annotated as vesicle-trafficking protein SEC22a-like. The coding region runs from base 182 to 1168 and encodes 328 amino acids. Gene Ontology annotation, biological process: endoplasmic reticulum to Golgi vesicle-mediated transport. The transcript has 6 exons. The record is from RefSeq and is a predicted model, not a curated record. NCBI's taxonomy places the organism in Eukaryota, Metazoa, Echinodermata, Echinoidea, Camarodonta, Strongylocentrotidae.
GGGCGCUCUUUCAUCACGCGUCGUUAAUGACGUGUUCAAAUUUCCGGAGGCAGACUACAUUAUUUCAUAAGAAUACCAAUCGUAUGUACCCAGUUAUCUCUUCGAUAUCGGGGUUUGAUUUCUAAGCAGAUGGCCUCUUCAAAUAUUGGAACAGCUUAGCUUUAAAGGACCUCCAGCCAUCAUGAGCGGAAACGUCUUGUUUGCCAUGAUCACUCGUCUCCGGGAUGGUCUGCCGUUGUCAGCGACCACGGACCAUGACCCAAGUCAGAGGGUUUUAGAGAGCAAGAAAUACGCCAAGAUUAUCUCCAAGAAAGCCUCUCAAUUCCCAGACAGAUGCUCCAUGUUCACGGGUAGCCAUUGGUUAUAUUUUAUUUCAUCUCUGGGUGUUUGCUUCAUCACGAUGUGUGAGGAGAGCUACUCUAGCGUUCUAGCAUUCUGCUUCCUUGAUGAGCUACAGAGGGAGUUUAUCUCACUCUACGACAAUAAAAGGGUGGAUAACGCCGUCAGACCUUAUGCUCUCAUUGAUUUUGAUCGCAUCAUACAAAAGACAAAACAGAGAUACAACAAUCCGAUGACCCUCAAUGCUAGACAGAAAUAUUCUGACAUGACCUUAGAGGUCAAACUCCGUCCGCCGUACAGAAUCAGCAUCGAUGAUCUUGAACCUACAGGGAGAAGAAACGUCAAUGGAAUCAGCACUCAUCAUAUUCCAACUUGGCAAGCUGUAAAUUUGAGUGAUACUGAGGAUAUACCUAAACCAACAAAUUUCCGGAGACCAUUUUCCAGACUCGACUGGAUGGCUAAACUACUUGUCUUCCUCUCCGUACUGUGCGGGACUUUAAAUCUUGCCAGGAUAAUGGCUGUUUUAACAUUUGGCACUUCACCAUACGAACCAGACGAAAAGGUUAUUGUGGCCCAAGCCAUGGCUCUACUCAUCAUAGCUGCUCUACUUAGCUACUACCAAUCUUUUAAACUCUGGACGUCGCUAGGUCAGAGAUCAUUACGCCAGCUUCUGGCCUGCGUAUUAGUCAUUGUGUGCAAUUACUCCCUCUACAAACUCUACUGGCGAUUCCUUUUAACAGCUGGUUUCCAUUCGCUAGUAGCUGUACUGGUGGCCUGGAAAAUGAGAGCGGGAUCGGGAGAUUUUAAGUUGCCCAACUACACGGUUUAGCUCUCCAUUUGCCGUAGAUCGUCAUCCUGGAAUUGCUAUAUUCUUUAGAGUAUAUUAUAGAUGUACACCGUCCAUGUGCUAAUAGUUGUCUAAUGCAGUCCAAAGUUAGCUCCAUUGGAAUGGAAUGGUGGUGGUUAUUGGCGACCAAAGCUGGGAAAGAAAUAGUAUUAGACAUUACAGUUCUCUAGUUUAAUAUUUUAUAAGAAAGACUACUUAGUUUGUAAUUGUGAGCAGAAUAUCACAGAGAUAAAGGAAUUAAUUAUUGAUAGAGAUGGAAAGACAGCACUGAAAAAGAAAGAGGCACUAUGAGACAGAAUUAGUAUAUUUAUAAAUAGGGAAUACGGAGAGAGAGAGAGACAUUAAGGGAGAGAAAAGGGAUAUGAAAAGGAGAGAAGGAGUGAAAUGGCAAGGGAGUAUAUUUCAUUCGUGACUCUUUUGUGUGUGUUAGAGAAAGACAGAGAGACAGACAGGGGGAGGGAGAUAUAUAGAGAGAGAGAGAGAGAGAGAGAGAGAGAGAGAAAGAGAGAGAACAAUUGAAAAAAAUGAAAAUAAAAUGUUAUGAAAGAGAAGUAGUUUGAAAGAAAAUACUAAAAAACAUCUCACUUCGCCAAUAUUUGACAUACAAGUAGUAUCUGUAUAGAAGUAUUGUUUAUUGAUUUGUAAUAUAGGUUUCAAACGCAAUUGUACCCUGUUUGCAGCUGCUUAUUUCAUUUGAAAAUCAAGUGAAUGUCAGCAAAAGAAAACAAAUGAGUAAGAAAGAGAGAGAAAGAUCAUUUUGAUGAUCUCUUUUUAAGCAUUUCAUUUGUGUUAUGUUUUGCCUUUAAAUGUUUACUGCAUACUAUAAUAAGAGAGAAGUGUUUGUAUAUUAUUAUACAAACACUCACACUUUUCAAGUCUUACCCAUAUUUGUGUUUCUAUGCCAUAAGAUAUCAUGAAUAUGCAUACCUAUUAUAUGCUUGGUAACUUUGACAAAAGUGAAGGUAUUUCUUGAUUCUAUGAGUCUUGAGCCUGCUAUAUACACAAUUUUACUAGUCCAUCGAAGCUAUAUUAUAUAUUUAUUGCCAGAAUUAAUGUUGCAGCAGGUGUACUACUGAGUUUAUUGGGCACUGGUCAGUAUUAAUACUUUCAUUUAAUAUAUCUGUUUUUAUUAAAGCCCCACUGCACUAGUUUGGCCAGGAGGGAUUAGACCUCCCUGUUUGGUCACUGACAUGUGGUUAUCUCAUCAAAAUAAUCAGCUCUCAAUUAUAAGGAAAAUGGGAUCAUGGGGGAUCAAUGGUCACCGAUUAGGCAUUGUUUGCUAUAUAGAGGUCGCAAGUAGCUAUUAAUAGUGCAGUGAGGCUUUAAUACUUGAUUAAUACUUGGUUUUCACUUACCGGUACUUUCCCAUUCAAUGAAAAGAAUGGAUGUGUUGUUAACUUGUUAUAAAUUAUUUAUCAUUUUAAUCAAGACCAAAUUAAUGUUUUACAAAUAUGUGUUAUACCUGUUCCCUGUAAGCAUGACAUUUGCAAAUGAUGAUACCUCGUGAUUGAUAAUGCUGUAACUUAUUGAAAUGCACGUUAUGUCCCCCCCCCCCCUUUUUAAAAAAAAUAAUAUAUGAAUGAUUCAUAAUAUACUUAUGAAGUAUACUUCUGAAUCAUAUAUAUUGAAGGCUAUCGUGGUGCUUUUAGUUUAUUGUAUAUAAGUACUUUUAGACUUUUGCUGAAAAGAAAUAGCAUGUUACUAUUAGGAAUAAAAUCCUUUAAAUCAGGGCUCCACACUAACAGGUGUGAAAAGGAGUCGGGAUAUAACUUUUUAGAGUCUAUAUGCAUGUACCAAAUAUAAACAUUUGACAUUGUUAGGGCCCAGACCUAGAUGUUGGGUGCCCAUGUGUCCCGGGCUUCUGUUGAUGUUGAGCCCUGUUUAAAUGAAGGAGCAUUUGAUUGAGUAAUGAGGGCCUUCUCAGUGUCAAGGAUUUUGAAAACACUUUAAAAAGCAAAUUGAAGUUUUUGCUAAACCAUAUUUGUCAACCAUUCAUAAUAUCCUUUUUAGGAGAAAUGAUUCUUAGUUUGUGUCCUUUACAAUAAUGUAUAACUUCUGUGUAAAAAAAAGUAUACAAAAUAGAUCUUAUUCCUAAUAUGUUAUGUGUAAUGGUGGUAGGUGGCCCAAGUAAUUUGUAAACAUAUUAUAUAAGGUGAAAUGAAAGAAUCCACAGAUACAUAACAUUGGUCACAAGUAAAAUUACUUAAAUUCCAAGAUAAUAAAUUGAUACUGUUAUUUCUUGAAAUAUCAUUGCAACUUAUAUCAGGCAUUUAGGCAUAAUUUAUGUUGCCUACAAUUUACUGUAAAGAGCGUUAAGGUGUCUUAGUCGAGUGGUUUAAACACUUGACUAAAGUUGUGAAGGUCAUGGGUUCAAGCCCUGGUACCAGUGUCCUUUGGCAAGCCUUGAUCUUAAUCUGCCACUCUCCACCCGGGUGUUAAAUACUGGUAGGAAUUCAUUCCUUGAAUGUUGUGUGCAUCAAAAUCGGUAUCCUAGUUAGAGCCGAGGUAAUAUUUGAGCGCCUAGAGUACCUCAAGCCUUGAUAUCCAAUAUCUCUCUCUUUCCUAAACAUGAGCAUAAUUAUAUUAAUAGAUUGAUGCCAGUAGGAAAUAAGAUUUCAAAGAUUACAUGAAACAAAUACUGUGUAGAUGUUCUUCUAUUAUGAAAUAAUUUUAUCUUUUGAUAUAAUAAAGGCUGAAAAUGCAACUCAA